Sorghum bicolor (sorghum) is the source of this 3704-nucleotide messenger RNA. RefSeq names its product probable receptor-like protein kinase At1g30570. The transcript has 3 exons. The coding region runs from base 823 to 3366 and encodes 847 amino acids. Gene Ontology annotation, molecular function: ATP binding; transmembrane receptor protein tyrosine kinase activity. Lineage: Eukaryota; Viridiplantae; Streptophyta; Magnoliopsida; Poales; Poaceae. Gene Ontology annotation, cellular component: plasma membrane; plasmodesma. Gene Ontology annotation, biological process: protein autophosphorylation. The record is from RefSeq and is a predicted model, not a curated record.
CGCCGCUCCACACACACACACCCAAUUCUUCAUUCUUUUCCCCUGGUUUCCCUCCUCUUUCUGCCUGCGCUUUUGUCUCUCUUGUGCCGCUCUCCAAGAAACCAAUCCAUCCAUCCAUCCGCCCGCCUGCACAAGGAAUCGAUCCAGACUCGCCGCCGGCUCGGCUCGAUCCCUCGCGCCGCCAUCGCCUUUCCGCCCCAACGGGCCGGGACGCCGCUGCCGAGGGCGACGCGUGGCAGGCAGGCAGGCACAGCAAGCGCGCCGCUUCACCGACGUCUGCGCCGCCUGCCCCUGGCUGGGGUUGGCGGAAUGCGUCAGCUGUAGAGGACGGCCACGGCACCUUUUCAGCCUUUUUCCUCGUCUCCUCUCCUUCCUUCUCUCGGGCUCGAUCGGUAGCGUCUGCGGCUGCUGUGUUCCAGCAGUUCAGCCUCCGGCAGCGCCUGCUCCACAAACAGUUGGCACUCGUGUCUCCUGUGCUCCACGGGUCAAGGGGGGCUGGCCAAUCCAUCCGCCCAUCCAAGAAAUCGUUCAUCCCCAGAAGACAAAGCGAUCCACUUGGAUACUAGAUAGGCCCUGUCCUUGCAGUGUCGCGUCCCCUCUCGAUUCCCGCGACAGGUCGCAGUGAAUCAGCGGCCUUUGAAGUGAAGACCCCUGCUGUUCACCGAUCCGACGAAGGCAGCACUCGGGCACUGCUGCUUCCCAUUUGCCGAACUCGGUCUAGCGCAGUUUCUGCGGCGGAGGAGUAGGGGAAGACGGUGAAAUUCUGCUUCUCUCUCGUUGGUUCUGUGGACUAAAUGAGACCUGCAAGAGCUAAAAGUGGCAAUGAUUGACGUUCAGAUGAGUCCAUUUGUGCUGGCUGUGGUGAGCAUUGCAUUUCUCAACUUGUGGUUCCUGCAAGCUCAUGGAAGUGAAUUGCUUCUGAGCUGUGGCUCGAACGGCACUGUUGAUGCUGAUGGGCGGAGAUGGAUCGGUGACAUAACCCCUGAGGGCAAUUUUACCUUGAGCAGCCCUGGGAUUGCCGCGUCACAGGUUGGGAAGAGCAAUUCCGAUGAAAUAUUCGGACCGCUUUACAGUUCUGCCCGUUUCUUUGACGCAGCAACUUGGUAUACCAUUAGUGUGCUGCCUGGAAGUUACUGUGUCAGAUUGCAUUUCUUCCCUUCAACAUUCGGGAAUUUCAGUGCAAACAAUUCUGUGUUUGAUGUCACAGCAAAUGAUUUCAAGCUUGUUUCAAAAUUCAAUGUGUCAGAGGAGAUUGCUUGGAGAGCCUCUGUGAGCAAUUCAGUCAUCAGUGCAGUUGUCAAGGAGUACUUUCUUGUAGUUGGUGCUCAUGGCCUGAAUAUUGAGUUUGAUCCAAGACCUGGGUCAUUUGCCUUUGUGAAUGCAAUUGAGGUCAUGCUGGCUCCAGAUAAUUUGUUCAAUGAUACAGUGAGCAAAGUUGGUGGUGCAGGCGUGCAGCUUCCGCUUGGCUUGCGCGGUAGAGGUGUUGAGACAAUGUACCGGCUGAACAUUGGAGGUCCUGCACUUAAAUCGGCCAGUGAUCAGUAUCUCCAUAGGCCAUGGUACACUGAUGAAGCAUUCAUGUUUUCUACAAAUGCUGCUCAGACUGUGUCUAAUGUUUCAAGCAUAAUGUAUGUAUCAAGCAACGACUCAUCAGUUGCACCGAUUGAUGUUUACGAGACUGCAAGAAUCAUGAGCAAUAACAUGGUUGUGGACAAGCGGUUUAACGUGUCAUGGCGAUUCUAUGUCCACCCAAACUUUGAUUACUUAGUCCGCCUUCAUUUCUGUGAGCUUGUCUAUGACAAGCCCAGCCAGAGGAUCUUCAAGAUCUACAUCAAUAACAAGACUGCUGCUGAGAACUAUGAUGUAUAUGCGAGGGCUGCGGGAAUUAAUAAAGCAUAUCAUGAGGACUUCUUUGACAACUCAACACAGCAGGCAGACUCACUUUGGCUUCAGCUAGGCCCUGAUUCCAUGACCAGUGCCUCAGGUACUGAUGCACUUCUGAAUGGUUUGGAGAUAUUCAAGCUCAGCAAGGAUUCCGACCUUUCUUACGUGCUUGGUCAUAUUGACACGGGCAACCAAAGGAGUUCUUCAAAAGGGGGAAAGAAUAAAGGUCUAUGGGAAGAAGUUGGUAUUGGCUCAGCAUCUUUAGUUGCAGUUACAAGCGUUGUUCUGUUCUCUUGGUGUUAUAUAAGAAAGAAACAAAAAGCUGUUAAGAAGGAGGCCCCUCUCGGGUGGCAUCCGUUGGUUCUCCAUGAGACUAUGAAAAGCACUACAGAUGCUCGUGCAACCAGUAAAUCAUCCUUGGCACGAAAUGCCUCUAACAUCGGUCAUAGGAUGGGAAGAAGAUUCGGCAUUGCAGAGAUUAGGGCUGCCACGAAGAAUUUUGAUGAGUCCUUAAUCAUUGGAACUGGAGGAUUUGGAAAGGUAUACAAAGGUGAGCUCGAUGAGGGCACUACAGUGGCUAUCAAGCGUGCUAAUACACUAUGUGGCCAGGGUCUGAAAGAAUUUGAAACAGAGAUUGAGAUGCUUUCCAAGCUUCGGCAUCGGCACCUUGUUGCAAUGAUUGGCUACUGUGAAGAGCAGAAAGAGAUGAUUCUGGUGUAUGAAUACAUGGCUAAGGGGACACUGAGAAGCCAUCUCUAUGGGAGCAACCUUCCUCCUCUGACAUGGAAGCAACGGAUCGAUGCAUGCAUUGGUGCCGCCCGUGGCCUUCACUACCUCCACACAGGAGCGGACCGAGGUAUAAUCCACAGGGAUGUAAAGACCACUAACAUCCUGUUGGACGAGAAUUUUGUUGCAAAAAUAGCAGACUUUGGGCUGUCCAAAACUGGACCAACGCUCGACCACACCCAUGUUAGUACUGCAGUCAGGGGAAGCUUUGGAUACCUAGAUCCAGAGUACUUCCGGAGGCAGCAACUCACACAAAAAUCCGAUGUGUAUUCUUUUGGAGUGGUGCUCUUUGAAGUUGCUUGUGCAAGGCCUGUGAUAGAUCCCACAUUGCCAAAGGAUCAAAUCAACUUGGCAGAGUGGGCGAUGAGGUGGCAGCGCCAGCGUUCGCUGGAAGCAAUCAUGGAUCCUCGUCUGGAUGGCGACUUCUCAUCAGAAUCACUGAAGAAGUUUGGUGAAAUUGCAGAGAAAUGUCUCGCUGAUGAUGGGAGAAGCAGGCCAUCAAUGGGCGAGGUCCUGUGGCAUCUUGAGUAUGUGCUGCAGCUCCAUGAAGCUUACAAGCGAAAUGUAGAGUCUGAAUCAUUUGGAAGCGGUGAGUUGGGAUUCGCUGAUAUAUCCUUUAGCCUCCCUCACAUCAGAGAGGGGGAAGAGGAACGCCACUCUAAGCCAUCAAGUAUCAGAGAGGAACUAGACACAUGAGAACUUCUGACUUCAGCAAAACUCACUGAAAAAUCUUGCUUUGUAGCCAUGAUCUUGAUGUAAAGUUGUGUUAUAUUGUUCUCUUAGUUUUUUUUAGCUGUCAGUUGCUUCUUAUUCCUUUGGGCAUUCUCCUGCUUGACAAGUGUAGAAUAAUAGUGUUUUCUUUUCUUGUGUAGAUUACCAAACCCCGCCCAAAAAAAAGACACAGAAGUGUCAAGAUUUUCCUUGACAUCUGUAUCAUGAAAUCUGCAUAACCACCGUCCAUGUACUGCUACCUGAGUGACCUGUAUAAAUGGCACUGAUAACUAUAGUGGAUAUCUUUGAAGAUAUAUUGUUGA